Messenger RNA from Camellia sinensis, 879 nucleotides. The record is from RefSeq and is a predicted model, not a curated record. Lineage: Eukaryota; Viridiplantae; Streptophyta; Magnoliopsida; Ericales; Theaceae.
AUGUAUGUCAUGAAUGGAAAGAGAUGGAAAAGAGAGACGGUGAAGGGGAAAGGGUUCUUCAAACUCUUGUUCUUCAAAGUUCUACAAUCAAUUGAAUUGGUAGAGAUCGAGAGGCAUAGCAGUCCAUUGACUUGUCCGCUUCCUUCCUCAACAAAGCAAUCACACUUUCCUUGCUCAAGCUGCUUUGACUUGGCUUCAAUUUCUGAUUCCAUCCGUUCAAAUGAAUCAAUUUCUAAUCUGUUCUAUUUGCGUAGGCCCUUUCGAGGUUCUUCAAAGUCACACGCUGGUUUUGGAUCUGAAAGAUUACCACCAUUUCUAAGAUUUGUUCGCAUUUCGCAUUUGAGCUCAGAAACAGAUGUGUUGUGCUACUGUGUAGCAGUUUAUUCACAUGAGUUGGGCACAGUUGUUAGCUUCUUGUUUUUGUUAUAUAUGGAUAUCAUCUUUUUUUUGGUUUUGCUUAUACAGUAGUCCCGAGAUAGAUUAAUUUGUUGUCUUGUUCAGGAUCCCUAUUUUGUUAGAUAUGGAUGUUGAAUAGUUGUAUGGAUUAGGUUUUUAGGCUGGUCUAUAGCUAGUUGUCAGCCGUUUGUUUUGUUUUAGCCUCGCUUGUUAGGUCCAAAUGUUCUCCUCUAUAUAGUUUGUAGAGCCUUGUGCUUUUGUUUGCUUGCUUGUUUUUUUACUCGAGCUUUUGCCAAAUUUUCAUAUACAUCUCACAUUGUCUACUAAAUUUGAGUAAACAAAUAUAACUUGAUAUUGUAUUACAAUUUUUUUAGGGUGACGAAAACAGUGAAAGUGAUGUAGAUAUUUGGGUAAAUUUUAUGACAUUAAUAAUAGCCUUAAUUUUGUUUUCAAUUCAUUAGCUUAUUUUAUGUAUUGCUUUCA